AUGGAAACCGCACAGGACCGAUUCAAGGACAUGACCGAACUGAUCUUUAUGGUCGCAUCACACCUCGAUCACAAAGACAUCGCCUCUUUCCGUCUGACCUGCCACAAGUACCACGACAUCUGCCAGCACUUUCAAUACUGUGAUGUACGACUCACCGAUCGCUGGACAAAGGAAGGGCUGCAGACGCUGGCAAACUCUGCCGGGUUGAUCCGUUCGCUCGCGUUCAGCGAGAGCAUUUCAAAGUUCCUGUACGUGGCUUCCCUCAGUCCUCGCCUCACAGUCCUCAACUUGGAGGCGGUCAAGGUCGAUACCGCCUUUGAUCUCUACUUUCUGGCACGAGCACUCUCCUCUAUGAGCACUUUGCGGUCACUGUCCCUGAAACUGUACACGAAAGAUCUCGUCGCUGAAGAGACCCUCAAAGCCCUCGUCCACAACCUUCCGGCCCUCUUAGAGUCCUUCUCUCUAGUCUUUGAGACUCUCCAGGGUCAGAGAUUGCCGCCUUCGGAUGAGGAGGAUGACGACGAUGAGGUUCGUUUGGUGGACACGGUAUCAGCGUUGCUUGGACCGAUCACGGAGCGCAAGGAGCCAUUGAGACGACUGACGGACUGGGGACUGGUGAUCACUUUCGGCGACAUUGAGGCUGACGUCAUAGUGCCACUUUUCGAGUUCCUUCCUGAACUCGUAUCGAUCGACGUGCCCUCGAUCGGCCUUCAGGCACCAGUACACACCUUUGACGUGGCGACCAGGAUCAGCAAGGCGUGUCCCAAGUUGAGACAUCUGAGAAAACUCCAUACUUACACAGAUAAGGAAGGGACUAUGGCGCUCGCAUUCCUCCACAGCAUGCCUGUCAACACCGUGGAAUCCCUCCACAUCGCUCAACUCUCUGAGGAUGUCAGGACAUUUGGAGACGGACUCGACUUUCACAAGGAGUCGAUCAAGAGUAUUGUGUUUGACAGAUGCCGCUGGAUUGAUGUGGACUCGUUGGUCUCGAUUUUCUUUCAGUCGUCGAACUUGGAGGUGUUCAGGAUCAGUAGGUCCUUUUACUCUAGGUUUGAGAUUCCGCUGGAAUGUUUGGUCACUCAACAGUGGGCGUCUACCAAGUUUCGAGAGUUGGAACUGUACCUUCGACUGACAGAUAAUGAACAGAACCCGGAACAUCCUGCAGAUGCGCUGACCAUUGCGGAAUCCAUUCCAGACUGGGCGAUUGACUUGGAGAGAUUCUAUCGUCAAGUCGGGGCUUUGACCCAGUUACGGAUUUUAGAUCUGAAGGUUGUAGUAGACAACAACCGUCGCUUCAAUGAAGGACGUUAUCUCCCGUACAGGGACAGGACCUUUCCUGGAUUGUUGACGCUUGAGGAUCGAUCGAGAGGGCGUCUUGGAUGGCUACAGUUGCUGGAUGGACUCAUGAACCUAGAGGAGCUUCAUGGGUCGUUCAACUUGGAUGCAAUGGUACCUGGAUUCGGGUUUGGUCAGGACGAGGCAGACUGGAUGGUGUCACAUUGGCCAAGGCUGAAGUUCAUCGAGCUCUAUACACAUUGUGAAAGAGACAACGUCGUGCUACCUCCAUUCGUUCAGUCGAUGAUGCAAAGAUUGCCCGGACUAAAAGUCGCAAGAACAUACACAGGAAAGAAGUGA
Messenger RNA from Linnemannia hyalina, 1635 nucleotides. The record is from the annotation of a GenBank genome assembly. NCBI's taxonomy places the organism in Eukaryota, Fungi, Mortierellomycota, Mortierellomycetes, Mortierellales, Mortierellaceae.